UGUAGUGGCGGAGCGGAGCGCCGAGAGAGAGAGAGAGAGAGAGAGAGAGAGGUUAUAAAGCAGGCCAGGGAGAACUCCUCGGGGGGGAAUGAAGACAUGGCGGACGCCAAGCAGAAGCGGAACGAGCAGCUGAAGCGCUGGCUGGGCUCGGAGACGGACCAGGAGCCGCCGGUGCUGAAGAAGAAGAAGACCAAGGUGAAGUUCGACGAGGGCGCCGUGUUCCUGGCCGCGUGCGCGAGCGGAGACACCGAGGAGGUGCUGAGACUGCUCGAGCGCGGAGCCGACAUCAACUACGCGAAUGUGGACGGACUGACCGCGCUGCACCAGGCGUGUAUAGAUGAUAACGUGGACAUGGUGACGUUCCUGGUCGAGCACGGCGCCUGCAUCAAUCAGCCGGAUAACGAGGGAUGGAUCCCCCUCCACGCUGCUGCGUCCUGUGGAUACAUGGAUAUCGCAGAAUAUUUGAUCAGUCAGGGUGCGAAUGUGGGCGUGGUUAACAGUGAGGGAGAGACGCCGCUGGACAUCGCAGAGGAAGAAGCCAUGGAGGAGCUUCUGAAAAACGAAAUCAACCGACAAGGUGUGGAUAUAGAGGCGGCGAGGAAGGAGGAAGAGAGAAUCAUGCUACGUGACGCACGCCAGUGGUUAAACAGCGGGCAAAUAAACGACGUCCGGCACGCUAAGUCAGGAGGAACCGCGCUACAUGUCGCCGCUGCUAAAGGCUACGCAGAGGUUUUAAAGCUUUUAAUCCAGGCAGGUUAUGAUGUAAAUAUUAAAGAUUAUGAUGGCUGGACUCCUCUUCAUGCUGCUGCUCACUGGGGGAAGGAUGAAGCCUGCAGGAUCCUGGUGGAGAACCUGUGUGACAUGGACCUCGUUAAUAAAGUGGGUCAGACGGCGUUCGACGUGGCAGAUGAAGAUGUUAUGGGAUAUUUAGAAGAGCUCCAGAAGAAACAGAACCUGCUGAUCGAGAAGAAAGGCGUCAAGAAAUCCCCUCUGAUCGAGACCACCACUACAGCCGAUAACAACCAGUCCACUAAACCUACACCUGAGAAGAGUAAGGAGACACUGUUACUGGAGGUGGAGAAGAACGCUCCUCACAUCGAGAACCUGGAGUCAGAGAAGACCGAUGAAGAGGACGAUGGGAAGAAGGACGAGUCCAGCUGCUCCAGUGAGGAAGACGAGGAGGACGACUCGGAGUCGGAGAAUGAAGCAGAUAAGACCAAAUCAUCCGCUCCUGUCAGCAACUCUAUCAGCGCUGUCCCCGCCCCCACCACUACCCCAGUCUCCGCCUCCAGCAACACCCCGGCCACGCCUACCUCGCCUGUCAAAAAGGUGAGUUUACCUGCAGGUAAGGUGUCUCCUAAGGAGGAGGAGAGGAAGGACGAGUCCCCGGCGUCAUGGAGACUGGGUCUGAGGAAGACAGGAAGCUACGGAGCGCUGGCAGAGAUCAGCACCGCUAAAGAAUCACAGAAGGAGAAGGACCUGAGCGGGGUGAUGCGUUCGGCUUCCUCGCCUCGCCUCACCUCCUCACUGGACAACAAGGACAAGGAAAAGGAGAAGGAGAAGUCUCUGGCGUACGUGGCACCCACUUUCCCCAGGAGACACCCGAGUGCAUCAGACAUCGACGAGAAGGAAAACAGGGACUCGGCGGCUAGUCUGGUGCGCAGCGGUUCCUACACACGAAGACGCUGGGAUGAAGAUCUGAGGAACAAUGACACAACCUCCUUGAACCGAACAUCUAGCUACCAGCGCAGCACGUCACACACUUUAACAAUCGGCCGAAGCAGCAGCUCUCGCGAUCUUCCUGCAAAAUCAUCUUCGGCUUCCAGUUUGGAUCCUAACAGCACUAAAGCCUCACCGUCCUACUACCAGUCUUACAGCAUACACCGCAGCGGAUCGUUUGGAAGGAGGCAAGAAGACCCUGCGAGCUCCACUUCCUCCACUGUUACCACGACGACAAGCUCCACCUCCACUACCACUAUUACCUCACCUACAGGUCACCGCAGUGUGUCCAGGUUUUGGUCCGAGGAUGGUGCUGAUAAAGAGAAGGAGUCGGCGACUGUAAUCCCUACAAUUAACACUGCAGCCACCACAACCACCACCACCACACACACUACUGCAGGAGACGGCCGAGAGAGACGCAGAUCAUACCUCACUCCUGUACGUGAUGAGGAGUCGGAGUCUCAGAGGAAAGCUCGAUCUCGACAGGCUCGACAGUCCAGAAGGUCCACACAGGGCGUGACCUUAACUGAUCUCCAGGAGGCGGAGAAGACCAUCGGACGCAGUCGACCAACCCGGUCCCGAGAGGAGGAGAAGGAGAAAGAAGAGAAGGAAAAACAGGACAAGGAAAAGCAGGAGGAGAAGAAGGAGGUAGAGGCGAAGGAGGAUGACUAUCGAUCGCGCUAUCGCUUCGAGGAGCGUUACCGUACCCCCUCCUUGAGCUCAUCCACGUCGACUACUGCGCCGUCAUCCUCCAUCACAUCUUCAUCCCUCUACACUUCCUCCUCCUCGUCCUCGCUGAACCGUCCUGACAGUCUGAGUGGAAUCACGCCCAGCUACAGAAGCUCCGCCCGGGACACUGAAAAGGAUAAAAAAGAAGAGGAGAAGGAGGGAGAGGAUAGAACUCAGCCUCGCUCUAUACGUGAUCGCAGACGCCCUCGAGAGAAACGACGUUCUACCGGAGUCCCGUUUUGGACCCAAGAUAGUGAUGAGAAUGACCCAGAGCAGCACUCGGACUCAGAGGAAGGAAGCACUAAAGCAGAACCUCAGAGUGAAAGACUCUUGAGAAACGACGGCGUGUCCUCCGGUUUGUCCCUCACUGAUCGUUAUGAGCACAGAGAGAGCCGCCGGCCAUACUCACGCCUCGACCGAGACGACAACACUGACUACAAGAAGCUUUAUGAACAGAUCCAAGCUGAAAAUGAGAAGCUGAAGUCUCAGUUACGUGACACACAUCUGGAGCUGGAGGACCUGAAGCGACAGCUGGAGAAGGCCACACAGGUGAGAGGAUUACAGAGACAGGAGCGCUUUGCUGAUAGAUCACAGCUGGAGAUGGAGAAAAGGGUUGCUGCCAGGUCUCAGUACCGGCUCGGUGCUUUCGGAACGACGAGCUCUAGAAAGAAAGAUCUCUGAGAUGGAGGAGGAACUUAAGACGCUACCCGACUUGAAGGCAGACAACCAGAGGCUAAAGGAUGAGAACGGCGCUCUGAUCCGAGUCAUUAGUAAACUUUCCAAGUAGAGCAGCGCCCCCUGUGGUCAGAGUGGGGGUAUUACACGCUGAAAACCCCGUUACAGCAAACACACAGACUAAACACAUCCAUCCUCCUCUCUCUCCCUCUCUCUCUCUCUCUCUCUCUCUCUCUCUCUCUCUAUCACUUGUCCACUAACGGCUCACUUCCUUCCUCCAUGUCUGGUCUGGCUGCUGCAGGACACACGCACACGCGCACACACCCCCCCACACACACACACCGCACACGCAUGUCGACAGUUUACAGGGCAGAGAGACAGGUCGAACCGCACGCUACGUUUGUACAGAAAAAACUAAAGGAAAUAAAGAGAAACUAUUUUGGUGCCACAAACUUCCCUUUAUUUUCCUCCUCCUUCCUCUGCGCAAUGAGUGUGUGUGUCUCUCUCUCUCUCUCUCUCAUCCCCCCCCACUCUUUUUUUUUUUUCUUUCUUUUAUCCUCCCUUUCAUGUCAAAGCCCCGCCCCCUCUCUCUCCCUCUCCGGUACCGUUUCUCAGCAGCAGAUUUCCCAGCAUUCAGCAGUGUGUUGGUGCACGAAACCUGAACCUGACCCCAACCUCUCCUCCUCCUCCUCCUCACACUCACACACACUCUCUCUCUCUCUCUCUCUCACACACACACACUCCUCUGUGUGAGUUCUGGUGGAAUGUUGAGCUUUCACUGAAUGUGCAAUACGCCUCAGUUCCUUUAUAAACCACGCUCUAACCGGCAGCAGGAAGAAAACUUCACCUCUCUCUCCCUCACUUCUCUCCUUCCGUCUUUUAUUCCACCUUUUUUUUUAUUUCUCCCUCUUUUAAAUUCCCUAGUUCCUUUUAUUUUGUUCACUGUUUUUCUCUUUUUAGUUUCAUCCAUUUAUCCUCUUCUCCUCCGUUUAACUGCCACCUUUGCCUUCUUCCUUACUUCCUGUUUCCCCUCCUCUCCACUUCCUUUUUCUUUUCCUACUUCCCAGUUCUUCUUCUUUCCUUUUCUUCCCCUUCUUCCCCCCUCUUUGUGUCCUUGUCCUCCAUUUUCUCUUCUCCCUUACUACUUCCUGCCCCGCCCCCUUGUCCACCGCAGCCUGUCAGUAGUGUGUGUAGUGUUUAGGCGGUGGUGUUGAAUUUAUCCUCACGGUGUUUUUAGCAGGUACUGAGUGAAGCUGUAUAUAAACCUGUACGUAUCGUGUUUUGAGACGAGCACAUGGCAUGCGUUGAUGCUUUUCUCCGUCUGUUACUGUUCCAAUAUCGCGGCUCCAGCGGACAAAAGUGUGUUUUAAAUAUUUUGUCGUUUUUGUUUCUUUUUUUUUGUUUGUUUUGGUUUGUUUUUUUUGUUUUUUUUUAUAUAUAUAGUGCUGAUGAAUAACGGUAGUGCCGCCGCCCCUCGCACGGUGUAGUGGGAGGGGCUUCAGUGCAUCCUUUCAGUUUUAAAGAGAAAUAAAUAUUCACCGUAAUUGUGACAUAAGAAUAAUAUAAUACGACUUCACUACUUUUCACACGCGUUGAGUGCUUUUCUUUAUUUUAUUUGAUUCUCCUCCUCUUCCUCCUCCUCCUCUUCCUCAGCGCUGUUAGUAUUAGCCGAGGUGUGUCUAAAAAUGAAAGCCUAGAUAUCGCUAACCCCAGUCUUUCCUUCCUUCCUUCCUUCCUUCAUCUUGUUUUUUUUUUUUUUUUUACUUUGAAAUGGAACCAUGUUUUUGGUGCACUGUUCACGUCGCGGCUCGAGUCGCGCCUCCACCGGUUUUAUAGAGAGUCAGAGCGAGUCGGAGAUUUUAUGCAUUUCAGUGGCCUUUUAAAAUGAUAAUGCUGUAGUUUAAAGAGACGAGCGGGGAAAAGACUGAUGGACUCUCCUCUCUGGUUUAGGUUUUAAAGAUUUUUUUGUUGGUUUUUAUGUUUAUUUUUCCUCCUGCUUUUUUUUUUAAUAUCCCAUCAUCAUUGUAAAAUAGAUGUGUGGCUUCUACAUGCGAGCUGUGCUGUGACUACCAACCACUGAGAGUUCAAAUAAAGGUGUACAUUGUAAAAACUCC
Molecule: messenger RNA, 5237 nt
Organism: Clarias gariepinus (North African catfish)
Lineage: Eukaryota; Metazoa; Chordata; Actinopteri; Siluriformes; Clariidae
Gene: ppp1r12a
Product: protein phosphatase 1, regulatory subunit 12A
Exons: 27
Coding region: 97-3129 (1010 amino acids)
Biological process (GO): signal transduction
Cellular component (GO): cytoplasm; Z disc; A band
Molecular function (GO): enzyme inhibitor activity; phosphatase regulator activity; protein kinase binding
Source: RefSeq, a predicted model, not a curated record